Molecule: messenger RNA, 629 nt
Organism: Pollicipes pollicipes
Lineage: Eukaryota; Metazoa; Arthropoda; Thecostraca; Pollicipedomorpha; Pollicipedidae
Product: nucleoporin NUP49/NSP49
Exons: 3
Coding region: 95-484 (129 amino acids)
Source: RefSeq, a predicted model, not a curated record
CCUGGUAUAUAAGUCAGGUUGGGAGGAGGGCAGCUUCAAACACUUCCCAGCUAUUCUGGACAGCACAGCCACCUCUCUUUCGCUCCCUUCAAAGAUGAAGACGGUCGCCAUCUUGCUCUGCGUGGCUGCUGGCGCCGCAGCGUUGCCGCAGGGCUUCUUCCCAGGUGGACUGUUCAGUGAGAACGGCCAGGCGACCGGAAGUGCCGCCGGCAAUGUGGUGACCGGGGUCAGCGGCGGUCCCUUCCAGAACUCUCGGAUCACGCAAGUCAGCGCCACAGCCUCGGGUUCUGCUCGAGGCAACGCCGUAAGCUCCAACGUCGCCAGCGCCUCCAACGUCGCUUCUUCGGGGCUGUUCGGCAACCAGGAGUUCUCAAACACCAACGCCUUUUCCAAUCAGCAGACGUUCGGUGGUGGACUUAGCGGGAGUAACCAGCGGCCGAUCGGUCAAUUCCGGCGGCAGUACCGCAGGCCGAACUUCUACUAGUCAUGAUCUAGCUCGCCCUGCGUUCAAUAUAUUGUUAAGGCAUCUGUUCUUUGCGUACACGAUGUAUCGUCAUUCGCAUUGUGGCUAGCCUCAUGAUCAUGGUUGUGAUUCAUCGUCAUGAAAUGAAAUAUAUACAGUACUUAAA